Molecule: messenger RNA, 2415 nt
Organism: Otolemur garnettii (small-eared galago)
Lineage: Eukaryota; Metazoa; Chordata; Mammalia; Primates; Galagidae
Gene: TMEM260
Product: transmembrane protein 260
Exons: 16
Coding region: 14-2242 (742 amino acids)
Source: RefSeq, a predicted model, not a curated record
UCCCGCCCUCUCCAUGCCCCUCGGCACCCGGGGAGGCGAGCGCGGACCCCGUGCACCGCCCGGGCCGGCGCGGGGCUGUGUGCCGGCGCCCACCCCGCUUUCUCUAGUCUCAGGCAUUCAAGACGGGCCGUGGUGCAGGUUUCGCCUGGCGGGGCUCAUCUACCUCUCCACUUCCCCGGACCCUGUUCUCUUGUCCUCGGUGCCUUCCAUUGUUUUAGUGCACAGAUGCGACUUGUGGAGUCCUUACUGUGUUUCGGACAAAAGGAAUGACAGUAGUGGGGAACUGAUCACAGCCGCAUUUGAGCUUGGAGUUGCCCAUCCUCCUGGCUAUCCUUUGUUCACGCUGAUGGCUAAACUGGCAAUUAUCCUACUUCCCUUUGGUUCAGUUGCCUACCGCGUCAAUCUUCUCUGUGGCUUAUUUGGAGCAGUAGCUGCAUCGUUACUUUUUUUCACUGUUUUCAGGCUUUCUGGCUCAUAUGCUGGAGGAAUCCUUGCUGCGGGGGUGUUUUCGUUUUCCCGUCUAACAUGGCAGUGGUCCAUCACAGCGGAGGUUUUCAGCUUAAACAAUCUGUUUGUGGGGCUGCUUAUGGCUCUUACUGUACAUUUUGAGGAGGCGGCAACUACAAAGGAGAGAUCAAAGAUAGCUAAAAGCGGUGCUUUCUGCUGUGGCCUUAGUCUGUGUAAUCAGCACACAAUCAUGCUCUACAUUUUGUGCUUAAUACCUUGGAUUCUCUUUCGACUUAUAAAAGAGAAGGAACUCUCUCUGGGUGCUCUAUUGUGGCUGAGUCUGUGCUUCUCUGCUGGUUUGCUGCCCUAUGUCCACCUUCCCAUCUCAUCUUACCUUAAUCGAGCCCGGUGGACCUGGGGAGACCAGACAACAUUGCUAGGAUUUUUGACACAUUUUCUCAGGGAAGAAUAUGGAACAUUCAACCUGGCCAAAUCUGAAAUAGGAUCCAGUAUGUCUAAAUUAUUGCUUUCUCAAGUGAUGAAUAUGAGGACUGAGCUCUCAUUCAACAUCCAAGCCCUUGCAAUUUGGGCAAAUAUAUGUUUGGCAAGAAAAAACAAACAGAAUCCAUCAUUGAUAUGGCUUUUUACUGGAAUGUUUUGCAUUUAUUCAUUGUUCUUUGCUUGGAGGGCAAAUUUAGAUAUUUCGAACCCACUUUUCAUGGGUGUGGUGGAACGGUUCUGGAUGCAGAGCAAUGCUGUGGUGGCCGUCCUGGCUGGCGUGGGUUUGGCAGCACUUGUGUCUGAGAGCGGCCGAGUGCUGAACAGCAGUGCACUGCCGUGUUUGGAGUGGCUCUCAGCAGCCCUGUUUGUGGCUCACCAAAUAUAUUCUAAUUACAGCAUUUGUGACCAAAGGACCAACUUUGUGAUCGAUAAAUUUGCAAAGAACCUUAUAGCCUCUGUGCCUCGCGAUGCAGUCAUUUUACUCAGAGGAGAUUUGCCUGGGAAUUCUCUCCGGUACAUGCAUUACUGCGAGGGGUUGAGGCCAGACAUUUCACUAGUGGAUCAGGAGAUGAUGACUUACGAGUGGUAUUUACCCAAGAUGGCAAAGCAUUUACCAGGUGUCAGCUUCCCGGGGGACCGGUGGAAUCCUGUGGAAGGAAUAUUACCUAGUGGAAUGGUCACAUUUAAUCUUCAUCGUUUUCUUGAAAUAAACAAACAAAAAGAAACAUUUGUUUGCAUAGGAAUUCAUGAAGGUGAUCCAACCUGGAAAAAGAACUAUUCACUUUGGCCGUGGGGGUCUUGUGACAAAUUGGUUCCUUCAGAGAUUGUAUUCAACCCUGAGGAAUGGAUUAAACUUACCAAAAAUAUGUACAACUGGACUGAAGAAUAUGGAAGGUUUGAUUCAACUUCUUGGGAAUCUGUGGCCAAUGAAGAGAUGUGGCAAGCAAGGAUGAAAACCCCAUUCUUCAUCUUUAACCUGGCAGAAUCUGCUGAUACGCCUUCAUCCCUGAAAGCUCAGCUCUACCUUCGUGCAUAUGAACUUUAUAAGGAGAUUGUGUAUUCACAAAAGGAGCACCCAGUGAAUUGGCACAAGAACUAUGCCAUCGCCUGUGAGCGGGUGCUGCGUCUGCAAGAAGGAGCUGUGGACCCUGAAGUCCUGUUAUCCGAAACCAUCAGACAUUUCCGUCUCUAUGCUCAGAAAGCGCGGAACGAUCCACAGCAUGCUGACAUUUUAGUUGCUCUAAAGCACCUGAGAAAAGAACUGCAAAGUCUAAGAAAUAUGAAAAAUGUCUGAGACAGCAAAAUAUGAAAAACCUGUUUAUCAUUCAGCUUCCAAAAUUCUGAAGUUCAAAAGCUUUUCCUUCAAGAAAAGAACUACGGCUCGGCGCCUGUGGCUCAAGCGGCUAAGACGCCAGCCGCAUACACCUAAGGUGGCGGGUUCGAAUCCCCAGCCCGGGCCCGCCAAAC